Penicillium argentinense is the source of this 1110-nucleotide messenger RNA. Its product is annotated as INSIG family protein. NCBI's taxonomy places the organism in Eukaryota, Fungi, Ascomycota, Eurotiomycetes, Eurotiales, Aspergillaceae. The coding region runs from base 1 to 1110 and encodes 369 amino acids. The transcript is spliced from 2 exons. Gene Ontology annotation, cellular component: endoplasmic reticulum. Gene Ontology annotation, biological process: sterol biosynthetic process. The record is from RefSeq and is a predicted model, not a curated record.
AUGGUGGACUCGCCUCGCAUCCUGCGGCCGCGGCCGCGACGAGCCUUCGACGUGACCCCUGCCUCCAACGAGUCCUCCGAGCCCGUCACGCCCGCCGAAGCGUCCAACCCCGAUCUGCUGACCCCCAACCUGGGUCAAGAUGGUGAAUCGAACUCGACGAGCGUCAGUCGCACCGGCUCCAUCUUGAACCUGACCUCCUCCACCCUGUACGGAAUCUACAAGCCCACGGCCUUCGAUAGCUACCGCGACGAAUCGAGCCCCUGGGGCACGGAAGCCCACACGCCUACCUCCGAAUAUCCUCCCGAGCCCUCGCAGCAGGCCGCCGUGAACUCCGCUACGAACCCGCGUCAGUUCGCUCUGCGUCGCACGCGCUCGCGACUCAGCCAGGGAACGUUCCGUGGUGUGAUCUUGCCGCAGGUGCUGAGCAGUGUUUUGUUGUUUGGAUUCGGCAUUGUCUACGGGGUCAUCACCGUUCAUCUGCAUGACAACCACUGGAUUACGCCUGUGAAGCUGGAGAACACCCACUACUACGACUCGUGGCAAUACCUCGCAUUCUGGGGCUUGGCUGGUAUCGCGUUGGGUAACGUGUUGCCCUGGCUAGACAGCUGGCGCGACUGUGACCUGGAAGAGGCGGAUCAGACCAAGCGCGCCAGGGACGAAGAUGACAACGAGGAGCGCACCCCAUCAUGGGUCGCUGUCGCUCGUAGCGUGGGUGCCUUUGUCGGCAUUGCCUUUGCCAUGCGCCGCCUCCCCUGGAAAUCCACCACACAAGCCUCCUUGACUCUGGCCCUGGCCAACCCCGUCCUCUGGUACCUGAUCGACCGCACUUCGACCGGCUUUCUCCUCUCCUCCUUCGUCGGACUGAGCGGAAUGACAGUGGUUCUAGGGCUCAAGCCCGAGAUGGUCCCGGCGUCGACUGGCCCAUCGGUGGGUGCGUCGCUACUGAAUGGGACUGGAUGGGAGAACGCCCUUGGAGCAGGAAUUACACAGGAAAGCGUCGCCGUCCGCACCUGGGUCGCCAGUGUCAUUUUUUGCGCAUCCGUCUGCUUUGGGAAUGUUGGGCGCCAACUCGCUAUCGGAGCUGGUAGUAGAGACAGCCUCAGGCCAUGA